This is a messenger RNA of Neltuma alba, 636 nucleotides long. RefSeq names its product ABC transporter G family member 9-like. The coding region runs from base 1 to 636 and encodes 211 amino acids. Gene Ontology annotation, cellular component: plasma membrane. Gene Ontology annotation, molecular function: ATP hydrolysis activity; ATP binding; ABC-type transporter activity. NCBI's taxonomy places the organism in Eukaryota, Viridiplantae, Streptophyta, Magnoliopsida, Fabales, Fabaceae. Gene Ontology annotation, biological process: transmembrane transport. The transcript has 2 exons. The record is from RefSeq and is a predicted model, not a curated record.
AUGGCUUGUAGACUCCAAGAAAGUGUCACCAGUGGAAGCAUAACCUGCAACGGAAAACCCUUCUCAAAACAAGUGAAGCAAAAUAUGGGUUACGUUCAUCAGAAUGAUGUCUUCUACCCUCAUCUAACAGUCAGUGAGACCCUUGUUUUUACCGUUCUUCUUAGCUUGCCGAAUAACCUCUCCAAAGAAGAAAAAGACUCACAUGUUGAGGCCAUUAUGGAAGAGCUUGACCUGACCCAUUUUAAGGACACUAUAAUGGGAGGGCCAUCUUUAAGAGUUGUUUCAGGCGGAGAAAGGAAGAGGGUACGUAUAGCUCAAGAGCUUUUGACUAACCCAAGUCUGUUACUGGUUGAUGAGCCUACUUCAGGUCUUGACUCAACUACAGCCAAAAAGAUAGUGUUAUCACUGUGUGAGUUAGCAAAAGGUGGAAGGACCAUCGUCCUGACUAUCCACCAACCUUCUAGCAAGCUAUUUUACAUGUUUCAGAAGGUUUUGCUGUUAUCUGAUGGUUAUAGCCUUUACUUUGGGAAGAGAGAACAUGUGAUGGAUUACUUCUCCAACAUUGGAUAUGUAGCCAUGAAUCCUUCGAAUUUCAUACUUGAUCUAGCAAAUGAUAAGUAUAUUUCAAAUUUUUAA